This is a messenger RNA of Suncus etruscus (white-toothed pygmy shrew), 1519 nucleotides long. It is a transcript of the gene SCPEP1, whose product is annotated as serine carboxypeptidase 1. Gene Ontology annotation, molecular function: serine-type carboxypeptidase activity. Lineage: Eukaryota; Metazoa; Chordata; Mammalia; Eulipotyphla; Soricidae. The record is from RefSeq and is a predicted model, not a curated record. Gene Ontology annotation, biological process: proteolysis. Bases 15 to 1382 code for a protein of 455 amino acids. The transcript is spliced from 13 exons.
GCGAGGUGUACAUCAUGGAGCUGCUGCGGCUGGGAUGUCCCGUUCGGCUGUCGCAGCUGUCGCUGCUGCUGCUGGGGCUGCUCUUCGUGGGCCUGAGCACAGGGGCUGUCUUCAACUGCCCCAGGGAGACCAAGGAAGCGUGGGAUUAUGUGACUAUCCGAAAGGAUGCCCACAUGUUCUGGUGGCUCUAUUAUGCCAACAACCCUAACAAGACCUUCUCAGAAUUGCCCCUGGUCAUGUGGCUUCAGGGUGGUCCCGGUGGUUCCAGCACUGGAUUUGGAAACUUUGAGGAAAUUGGACCCCUGGACACUAACCUCCAACCACGAGCAACUACCUGGCUCCAAUCUGCCAGUCUCCUGUUUGUGGACAACCCAGUGGGCACGGGGUUCAGUUACGUGAACAAAAGUAAUGCUUAUGCCAAAGACCUUGCCAUGGUGGCAUCGGACAUGCUGGUUCUCCUGAAGAGCUUCUUUAGUUGCCACAAGGAUUUCCAGAAUAUUCCAUUCUACAUUUUCUCAGAGUCUUAUGGAGGAAAAAUGGCUGCCGGCAUUGGCUUGGAACUUCAUAAGGCAGUUCAGGAGGGGACCAUCCGGUGCAACUUUGCUGGGGUUGCUUUGGGUGACUCCUGGAUUUCACCUAUGGAUUCAGUCCUCUCCUGGGGUCCUUAUCUCUACAGCAUGUCUCUUCUGGAUGAUCAAGGGCUGGCAGAGGUGUCCAAGGCAGCAGAGAAGGUUCUGGAUGCCGUGAACCAGGGGCACUUUGAGAAGGCCACGGAACUGUGGGGGCAGGCAGAGAUGGUCAUUGAGCAGAACACAGAUGGGGUGAACUUCUAUAACAUCUUAACCAAAGAUACACCUUCGUCUACCAUGAAGUCAAGCCUGGAGUUCACCCAGAGCCAUCUCGUUUAUCUCAGUCAGCGGCGCCUGAGACAUCUGCACCGAGAUGCCUUAAGCCAGCUCAUGAACGGCCCCAUCAAGAAGAAGCUCAAGAUUAUCCCUGAAGACUGCACCUGGGGAGGCCAAGCCACCUCCGUCUUCCAGAACAUGCAAGGAGACUUCAUGAAGCCUGCCAUCAGCGUUGUGGAUGAGCUCUUGGAAGCCGGGGUCAAUGUGACUGUAUAUAAUGGACAGCUGGACCUCAUCGUGGACACUAUGGGUCAGGAGGCCUGGUUGCGGAAGCUCAAGUGGCCACACCUGCCCAAAUUUCAUCAGCUGAGGUGGAAGCCUCUGUACAGUGACCCCAAAUCUCCAGAGACAUCUGCAUUUGUCAAGUCCUACAAAAAUCUGGCAUUCUAUUGGAUCCUCAGAGCAGGACACAUGGUUCCAUCUGACCAGGGAGACAUGGCUUUGAAGAUGAUGAGGCUGGUGACGCAGCAAGAAUAGGACGACCAUGCUGGAGACGAGUCUCCCAGCUCUGACUGGGCAGCGUCAGCUGAAGGUUCCUCUGGCCUCCAUGGAAAUAGAUUCAUUCUGGAAAUCUGGGGAUCACUUCUAUUUCUCAAGCACCUUGGAUUUUUGUU